Molecule: messenger RNA, 586 nt
Organism: Zootermopsis nevadensis
Lineage: Eukaryota; Metazoa; Arthropoda; Insecta; Blattodea; Termopsidae
Source: RefSeq, a predicted model, not a curated record
CUGAGAGCAUGACGACGUAAAAGUUAUCAAGAUGGCUGAUAGUGGUUUGCCGUCUGAAAGUAGUGGUUUGUUUUCAAACUUAAUUUUGGAAAUAAUCAGAAGUCCUGUUAAUAUUGCACUUGUCGGCGUAAUUACAUUAUUGGUAUAUAAGAUUGUGAAGAGUCGACAGAAGGUGCCUGAGCCUGUGCCAGCAGAACCGGCACUUCCAAAGUUGAGGAAGGAUUUUACUGUGGAAGAACUGAGAAAAUACGAUGGUACUGGACCGGACGGCAGAAUUCUUGUUGCUGUCAAUGGGAAUGUUUUCGAUGUUACGAAAGGGAAACGAUAUUAUGGUCCAGGGGGCCCAUACUCAGCAUUUGGUGGACAUGACGCAUCACGCGGUUUGGCGACAUUUUCAGUUAUGAGUUCAAAGGAUGAGUACGAUGAUUUGAGUGAUCUGAAUACUAUGGAAAUGGACUCAGUUCGGGAAUGGGAAAUGCAGUUCAAAGAGAGAUAUGAUUAUGUUGGCCGGCUUCUGAAACCUGGCGAAGAACCGACUAACUACUCUGAUGAGGAAGAAGAAGGGAGUUUAAAAGGCAAGGGCUAG